Molecule: messenger RNA, 1098 nt
Organism: Strongyloides ratti
Lineage: Eukaryota; Metazoa; Nematoda; Chromadorea; Rhabditida; Strongyloididae
Exons: 3
Coding region: 1-1098 (365 amino acids)
Source: RefSeq, a predicted model, not a curated record
AUGAAGUAUUUUAUUUUACAAUUUUCACUUUUAUGUUCUUUAAUUUUAAAUGCUUAUUCAUCAGGUGGUGCUGAAAAACUUUUAUCUUCUAUUUGUAAAAGAAAACCAAAUUUAUCGUAUUGUUUAACUCAUUCAACUACCACAACAACAACAACUAGAAUUCCACAAGCAGCGAGAAAAAUUUUUACUAGUAGUACUACUAAAGCUACCACUACUACUACUAAAAAUGUUGGAGGAAAAAAAAAUGAUUUAGUUCCAUUUCCAUUUGGUUUAGAUAAUAGAAAAAAAACUACUCAACAACCAAAAAUUGAUCCAAAAGUAUUGAAAGAAUUAGAAGAAGUUAAACAGGUAAAACAUAGUCAAUUUCAACACACCAAUCAUUGGGGAUUUAAUGAAGCUGAGGCAAAAAAAGCAUUUAACUUUUUUAUGGCACGUGAAGAAGCUAUCAAAAGAAAAAUAGAGGAAGAAAAAAAAAAGUCUACAAAGACAGUUUCUCCUAAGAUUUAUGAUUCUAAAACAGAAUCCUUAGAAUCUUCAUUAGAUAUUAGCGAUAAUAAAAAAUUGGCCUUGAUAAAUGAAAAUGGAGAAGAAAAGAUAAAUAAUAAAGUAAAUAAUGACCUUGAUCCGUUUAGUGAAAUUGAAACUAGACCUGAUACAGAUAAAUCAAACUCCCAAUCGUUUCUUCAACAAAAAGCUAAAUUUGUUAAUAAUAUUAAUAUUAAUAAAAAUAAAUUACCUACUCCAUUACCAUCAACUGGAUUAGGUGUAGUGGAAAGAAAUGGUUUAUUAAAAGAUUUAGGUGAUAUGGUUAAUAUAAAUUGGGGAAUUGGUGUUCCAGUCACUGGAAAUGAUCCUGUUCGUGUUGGUGGUCAAUUUGGUGUUGGUUUUGGAAAGAGUGGUUCAGCUGGUGGUAUGCCAGAAAUUAUCCAAAUACCUAGACAAGGAUGGAAAUAUAGUUUAAAUGAUUAUGAUGGUUGGGGCAUGCCUGUUAUACCUAAUAGAGCAUAUAAAUAUUGGAAAAAAGUUUAUAAUAUUGAGUCAAGUGAAGAAAAAAAUAUAGAAGAAACAACAGAAAUGCCUCAAUCACCUUUUCAUUAG